AUGGGCAACAGCCUGAAGGCCGUCGUGGCUUUUGUGCCUUCGAAGGGGUGCCAGAAGUACCUGCUGGAGGACCUGGAAGAGAUGCCCGUGGAUAAAGUGGUGGACCUGAGCGGCAGGCAGCUGCGAAGGCUCCCUCUGCACAUCUGCUCUUUCAGGGAGCUGGUCAAGCUCUACCUGAGCGACAACAACCUCAGCUACCUGCCGGCCGAGCUGGAGCAGCUGCAAAACCUGCAGCUCCUGGCGCUGGACUUCAACCACUUCAAGGCGCUGCCGCCGGCGGUGUGCGCGCUGCGGCAGCUCGGCGUCCUCUACCUGGGCAACAACCGGCUCUGCAGCCUGCCCGCCGAGCUCCGGCUCCUGCGCAACCUCCGCGCGCUCUGGCUCGAGGGCAACCGCCUGCCGCGGCUGCCCGCCGUGGUGUGCGAGCUGCGCCUGCUCAGGACGCUGCACGCCGGCUGCAACGCGCUGCGCGGGCUGCCCGCGGCGCUGCGCGGCCUGCGCGAGCUGCGCACGCUCUGGCUCUCGGGCAACCUGCUCUCCGAGUUCCCGCCGGUGCUGCUGCACAUGCCCUGGCUCGAGGUGAUCGACGUGGACCGCAACGGCAUCCGCUGCUUCCCCAGCCUGGCCCACCUGCCCGGCCUCAAGCUGGUCAUCUACGACCACAACCCGUGCCGCAACGCGCCCAAGGUGGCGCGYGGGGUGCGCAGGGUGGGCAGGUGGGCCGAGGAGAGCCCCGAGCCCCGCAAGCGCUCCGGGGCGCUCGUGSACGUGGCGCCCGAGGGGCUGCUGCCGCUGCCGCCCGCCGGAGACAAGGACGAGCGGGAGGAGGAGCCCAGCUGA
Molecule: messenger RNA, 840 nt
Organism: Nothoprocta perdicaria
Lineage: Eukaryota; Metazoa; Chordata; Aves; Tinamiformes; Tinamidae
Gene: LRRC10
Product: leucine rich repeat containing 10
Exons: 1
Coding region: 1-840 (279 amino acids)
Molecular function (GO): protein binding
Source: RefSeq, a predicted model, not a curated record